ACUUAGUGAAAAAAGUAUGUCUUUAUAGUGAGAACACCGUGCUUUUCCAUUCUGCGUCAAAUCGAUAGAUUCUGAAAAAUACCCCUUUCGAUAUCGAAGUUCUAAUGGCUCGAUAGGUCCUCAACACUUACCUAUCGAUGACAGUAGCACAAGUUGUGCGGAAAACGGGAAACUAAGGGAAAAGCGUGGAAAACCCUUGAGAACAGAGCAUGUCGAAAGCAGGCGAAGAUCAGCCCGCAGCAGAGGGUGCGGUGAUUGCGGGCAAUGGUAACGCUGAGCUGGCCCAAAAUGAAGGCCAGAAUGAGCAACAACAACCCCCGCCGAAUCAGCCCACCCGCAUGGAGUCCUUCUUUGCGAUGACCAAGUCCCUCAUCCUGCGUGCCCUGAUCAUCUACUUUGUGAGCUCCUUUUUCCGACGACCUGCGCCCGAUGCCGCCAGUCAAGGCAAAAGUGUCGCUAAUGCGGGUCCCAAGAUCACGGCCUGGAAUUACUUCGAGAACGGCACGGACUUUGACCUGCACGUGUGGUUGUCGGAGAAUCCCGAUGUGGUUAACUUCCAGCAAAAGGCGAAUCUCCUCUGGCUACAGAAGGACCUCACCUAUGGCGAUUGGACGUCGGGCGUCAACGGAGAUGGCAUUUACACGCACAGUUUGAAGCUUAAGACCAGCCAGCAUCUGAUGAACAAUGGCAGUGUGUACCUACAUGCCUUUGUCACGCGUACCGGCAUGAGUCCCGAUCCCAAAGCCCCGAAUUACGCCACCAAAAUGGGCCACCAGCAACAUCAGCUGAACAAGUUCAAGAAGUUGCGUGUGAACCGCAACUACAACUUGCUGGCCAGCGAGAAGGAGAAGUUGGAGCACGAGCUCAAGCAUGCGAAUCUCAAGGAUACCAUCGUGUCUCACUGGCAUCCUAAUCUCACGGUCAAUCUCGUAGUGGACCAAACUAACUGGGCCGAGGGAUCUGUGCCGCCGCCACUGGAUGACUACGUAAAGUUCGUAGACGGCGGUAAGACCUAUCUGCCCAUCCUGUUCGUCAACGACUACUGGAAUCUUCAGCGGGAGUAUCAACCCAUUAAUGAGACCACUCCCGAACUGGAGCUGCACCUCACUUUCCAGCCGCUGGGCAUGUUCAAGUGGCAGCUGUAUGCCGCCAAACAGAUGAAGAACAAGUGGGCUGGCAAUAUGCUCGGUGAGCUGAUGGCCGCCAGCCAGCCGGAGGAGAGUGACGAGGAUCAGGACUCGCUGAAGGAGACUCUGCUGGACACCAAUAUCUACCUGCUGGGCAUCACAGUGGCCGUUUCCAUACUGCAUUCGGUGUUCGAACUGCUGGCCUUCAAGAACGACAUUCAGUUCUGGAACAAUCGCAAGUCGCUCGAAGGACUGUCUGUACGAUCGGUGUUCUUCGGUGUCUUCCAGUCACUAAUCAUCCUGCUGUACGUGCUGGACAACGAGACCAACUUCAUGAUUCGCAUCUCCUGUUUCGUGGGACUGGGAAUCGAGGUGUGGAAGAUUCACAAGGUCGUGGAUAUCAACUACGAUCACGAUCAAAAGAUUCUGGGAGUGCUGCCGAGAAUCAGUUUCCAGGACAAGGGCUCCUAUUCGGAGAGCUCGACCAAAGACUAUGACAAACUGGCCUUCAAGUACCUGGGCUGGGCAUGCUUCCCGCUCCUGGUGGCCUACUUUGUCUACUCGUUGAUCUACAACGAGCACAAGGGCUGGUACUCAUUUGUGCUCAACAUGCUGUACGGCUAUCUGCUGACCUUUGGCUUCAUCCUGAUGACGCCGCAGCUAUUCAUCAACUACAAGCUAAAGUCGGUGGCCCACAUGCCGUGGCGCAUGAUGACCUACAAGUUCCUCAACACCUUUAUCGAUGACAUCUUUGCGUUUGUGAUCAAAAUGCCCACAAUGUACCGGUUGGGUUGCUUCCGCGACGACAUCAUCUUCUUUGUGUUCCUCUACCAGCGCUGGCAGUAUCGCGUCGAUUUGAAGCGCGUGAAUGAGUUCGGCUUCUCCGGGGAGAUGGAGCAGCAGCAUGCCGCCCAGAAGCUGGAGGGCAAGACAGCCAAUGGAGCCAUCGAAGGUCCCCAGGCUGCGCCAGCGAUCAAAAAGACAGCUGCACAAAAGAAGCAGGAUUAGAAGGAGUGCAGAGCUGUGACCACAGUAUGCAUUAGCAUUAGAAGACGCAAUACCAUAUACUCCACUCCCCCAAUAUGUAUGUAAUCACUAUCCAGUAUACAUAGUCAAGUAAUCCCGAUAGAAUCAUUCUUAGGGCUAAUUGUAUGUACGUAUGUUUGUGUUUUUGUUUUCCCCUGCCCUCCGCGCUUCUCGCAGCGUUGGAAGAUCUAAUAAAUUAAGCGUGAGAUGAUCCAU
This is a messenger RNA of Drosophila melanogaster (fruit fly), 2369 nucleotides long. RefSeq lists its product as uncharacterized. Gene Ontology annotation, cellular component: membrane. The transcript is spliced from 2 exons. The record is from RefSeq and is marked reviewed. NCBI's taxonomy places the organism in Eukaryota, Metazoa, Arthropoda, Insecta, Diptera, Drosophilidae. The coding region runs from base 210 to 2135 and encodes 641 amino acids.